Molecule: messenger RNA, 2651 nt
Organism: Arabidopsis arenosa
Lineage: Eukaryota; Viridiplantae; Streptophyta; Magnoliopsida; Brassicales; Brassicaceae
Source: the annotation of a GenBank genome assembly
AGAUUCUUCAGCUGAAGCUUGAUCACCGGUUGCUGUUUUAGGAUCUGGCUUCAAAUGUUCUUCGAUUCGUAGUAUCAAUGUUGUUUGAUUCGAUUGUUUUGAGAUUAUUAUGAAUCCUCUUUGCUGCAUUGCUCCUGUUUCGAUUGAUGACCGGACUAAUCCCGUCGUAGCUAAAUCAUCAGCGGGGACAGCGAAUCACCAGUCUCAGUUAGGGGUUGAAUCUCUUCCGGUAACGAAAUCUGGUAGUAACCACGCUUCUAAGCCGUCGUUUUCGACUCAGGCUUCUUGGAUCAGCCAAGAUCAGUUAGAGAGACUCUCUUCUGAAGUAGUAGAUGACGUGAAUCUCGAGGGGAAAGAUGCUUCUUCUUCUUCUUCUAAAGGAUGUUUCUUCUUUGGGAAUGGCGUCGGUGCUGGAGCUGGUGUUGCUGGGAUUAUGUAUAAGUGGGUGAACUAUGGGAAAGGGUGGAGAGCUAGAUGGUUUGAGCUGGAGGACGGUGUUUUGUCGUAUUAUAAGAUCCAUGGACCUGAUAAGAUUGUGAUGAAUCCGUCUAGAGAGAAAGGUGUUAGGGUGAUUGGUGAGGAAUCUGUGAGGUACAUUAGGAAAGCUAGCUGCGGUAGUAGCAACCGCCUUGGAGCUUCUGCAGUAGCAGCUUCAAGGCCUUGUAAACCAUUUGGAGAAAUACAUUUGAAGGUUUCUUCGAUUCGAGCGAGCAAGUCUGAUGACAAAAGGCUUGCUAUAUUUACUGGGACAAAGACUCUUCAUUUACGUUGUGUAUCGAGAGAUAAUCGAGCAGCCUGGGUAGAAGCUUUGCAGGUGGCCAAGGAUCUUUUUCCUAGAGUGGCCAGCAGCGACAUCCUACCCUCAGAAGAUGCGGUUGUAUCGACCGAGAAGUUGCGUGAAAAGUUACUGCAGGAAGGCGUUGGUGAAACAGUAGUAAAAGAUUGUGAAGCCAUCAUGCUUUCAGAAGUUUCUGUGCUGCAGAACCGGUUGAAGGUUCUCACACAUAAACACAUUAUACUACUGGAUACACUAAGACAGUUGGAGACUGAGAAAAUAGAGCUGGAAACUACUGUUGUUGAUGAAACAAAGGAGCAUGACUCUUGCUGUGGACAGGGAAGACGAUUUAGUGAUUUCUAUUCAGUGAUGUCAGAGGUAUCUGCAAGCGAUUCUGAGGCAGAUAAUGAAAGUCAAGAUGGAGCAGAUGUUGAAUCUGAUGAAGAUGAUGUACCUUUCUUUGAUACAAAUGAUAUCCUAUCAGCCGAAGCACUGAGAAGUGCUUCUUAUCGUAGCAGAGAAGCUGAAGGAAAUGGAUCUAUCUACGAUAAAGACCCCUUCUUUUCUGACCGCUUGCAAGUUCCCGCUAGGAUUCCGCAGUAUCCAUAUGUCAGAAGAAGGGAUAAUUUACCGGAGCCAAAGGAGAAGGAAAAGCCAGUUGGAUUAUGGUCAAUCAUCAAAGAAAACAUUGGCAAAGACUUGUCUGGAGUUUGUCUCCCGGUAUAUUUUAAUGAGCCUCUCUCUUCUCUGCAGAAGUGCUUUGAGGAUUUGGAGUACUCAUACUUGAUAGACAGAGCACUUGAGUGGGGGAAGCAGGGUAAUGAAUUGAUGAGGAUUCUAAACAUAGCAGCGUUUGCCGUAUCUGGCUAUGCGUCCACGGAAGGCAGGCAAUGCAAACCUUUCAAUCCUCUACUUGGGGAGACCUAUGAAGCUGAUUAUCCAGAUAAAGGACUUCGUUUCUUCUCUGAGAAGGUGAGUCAUCAUCCUAUGAUUGUUGCUUGCCAUUGUGAGGGACAAGGUUGGAAUUUCUGGGGAGACUCAAAUAUCAAAGGAAAAUUUUGGGGACGGUCAAUCCAGCUUGACCCAGUGGGUGUCUUGACAUUAAAAUUUGAUGAUGGUGAGAUAUAUCAAUGGAGCAAGGUUACCACUUCCAUAUACAACAUCAUCCUUGGUAAACUUUACUGCGAUCAUUAUGGUACAAUGCGCAUCAAAGGCGGUAGCAAUUAUUCUUGCCGGUUGAAGUUCAAGGAGCAGUCAGUCAUAGAUAGAAACCCUCGUCAGGUUCAUGGGUUUGUGCAAGACAACAGAACCGGGGAGAAAGUAGCUAUACUGAUAGGCAAAUGGGAUGAAGCAAUGUACUAUGUAUUGGGAGAUCCGACAACAAAACCAAAGGGAUAUGAUCCAAUGACAGAAGCGGUGUUACUGUGGGAAAGAGACAAAUCUCCUACAAAAACAAGAUACAAUCUCUCUCCUUUUGCAAUCUCUCUCAAUGAGAUAACUCCUGGGAUGAUAGACAAAUUGCCUCCAACAGAUUCAAGACUGAGACCAGACCAAAGACACUUAGAAAACGGUGAAUAUGAGUCAGCAAAUGCCGAGAAACUGAGACUUGAACAGUUACAGAGACAGGCAAGGAGGCUGCAGGAGAAAGGAUGGAAACCGAGAUGGUUUGAAAAGGAUGAAGAAGGGAAUUAUCGGUAUCUAGGAGGUUACUGGGAAGCAAGAGAGAAGAAAGAUUGGGAUAGAAUCACUGACAUUUUCAAGAAGCAGCAACAGCGUAACACGCUCUCAUCUUCUUCAUCGUCUACCUUUCUUUAACCAUCAAUCAUCCCAUGUUUUUUUUUGUGCUUUGAUAAUUUAAUACAUAUAGAAAGAUCUU